AUGUUAACUUUCACUUUUUUUAGGCAUUUAAUAAAAAUUAUUUUUUCCAAUUAUAAAUUCACGUAUUUUCAUCAACUUUUCUCACAAUCUUGUAAGAUAAAAUCGAUAAAAAAAGAAGUAUUUAUCAUUUCUUUUUUUUUCAGAAGAAUUAGGCGUAAACCGAAAGUCAUUCCUUACAUAAAAAAAAAGUUUAUAAGGUUUUUAAAUAUCCCACAACCUCUAGUAUCUAUAUUUUAUGAUUUAUUUAAUAGAUGACUUACAAAAAUUAGGGAAAAGAUUGGAUUGAUCUGUUAAAAUAUGGGAAUAUUCUCAUCUUAGAAAGGAGAAAAUAUAGAUCAUCGAGAUGUAAUAUAUUUGUUUUAGAAAAAAAGAACUACCUGAACAUUUUGAUAUUUAUAUAGAAUUUGCACUUUCUGAGCACUUGAGGCUUUUAUUGCAUUUCUGAAAUCAGUCGAAUUUAUC
Molecule: messenger RNA, 462 nt
Organism: Paramecium primaurelia
Lineage: Eukaryota; Ciliophora; Oligohymenophorea; Peniculida; Parameciidae
Source: the annotation of a GenBank genome assembly